AUGAUAGUUUUCCCAUUCCUACUUAUAGGACUUUUGUUUCUGAAACAAACCAGCUAUGUCCUGCCUGUUUAUUUAGUUCAUUUAUGUUGCUCCCUUAUUCCAGUACUGGGACUCAAAGUGACUCACAAAAUCAUUAAAAAAAAUCAUCAUCUUAGAGAGCUCUUCCUCACAGGCAACCCAUGUACUGAUUUUGAAGGUUAUAGACAGUUUGUGGUUUCUACUCUUCAUCAGCUCAGGGUUUUGGAUGGCAGAGAAAUAGAGCGUUCAGAGAGGAUUCAGGCUAUACAAAACUAUGCUAAGGUAGAAAAACAAAUCCAAAAACAGGAACAAGCCUAUCUUCUUAAAAGAAGAGAAGAAAAAGAAGAGGCUGAAAGACGGAUGCAAGAGAAGGAGAAGCAAAAGAAACGUAAUUUAGGAUUUAAUGGACGAUGGUACACUGAUAUCAAUGCCACAAACUGUUAUUCUGUAGAAGGGACAAAGAGCCACCAGAAAGCUGGAGAAAAAAAUGAAUACCAUGAAUUGCUGAUGGAAGAUGAUGAUGAAGAAGAGAGAGUCUUUUGGGAGGAACCUGUGCCUCAUACUCCAGAGGCUAGGUUAGAAGCUCACAGAUACGUAGAAGAAAAAAGGAAAGCAAAAGAAAAUAGAGAACAAUUGAAGAAAGAGAAGCCACCAAGGACUAUGAUCACUCUUGAAGGAAGAGUUCUGAAUGUAAAUGAUCCCAAACUUCCUUUUUCCUUAAAAGAUGAUGAAGAAAACAACCAAUUCAUCCUUGAUCUUGCUGUCUACAGGCAUCUAGACACCUCUCUCCUUGAUGUUGAUGUACAGCCUGGUUAUGUCCGUGUAAUGGUCAAAGGAAAGCCUUUUCAACUUGUGCUUCCUGGAGAAGUAAAGCCAGAUAGCAGCAUUGCUAGAAGAUCUCAGACAACUGGACAUUUAGUUAUCAGCCUACCAAAGGCUAAAGAAAUAAUUGUGGCAAACCCCAAAACAACUACUUGUAAGAAAUUGUCUCACAUUGAUGAACAGAAAAGAAAUCUAAGAAGAAAUAAAUGCGCAGAGAAGUUAGAGGUGGAUCCUAACAAGUAUUCAUUUCCAGAUGUAACAAAUAUUGUACGGGAAACAGAUUUGAUUGGUCAAGGGCCUUUACGGCUUCAGCGGCAAAACAUUUUGAAUACCAACAAUGCAUUCCCAGACUUUGAUGAUGACCCAGAUGUUCCACCUUUAAUUUGACAGACUGAUAUUGGUGAAAUGUCCUUUGAUUUUAGAAUACUGUAGAUCUCUUUAAGGAUCAACUUGUUGCCUUUAUUCUGAUUGCCUUAUUCUAUUAUAUACAUAACAAAUGGCCUUAUUCUAUAAUAUAUAUAACAAAUGGAUGUAGUUUUCUAUAAACCUGUGUACGUCAGCUGUCUGGUGGUAAUUGAAAACCCUGUUUGGUUUGGAUUUCUACUCACAUAAACAAGACAU
Molecule: messenger RNA, 1461 nt
Organism: Sceloporus undulatus (fence lizard)
Lineage: Eukaryota; Metazoa; Chordata; Lepidosauria; Squamata; Phrynosomatidae
Product: dynein axonemal assembly factor 11-like
Exons: 1
Coding region: 1-1227 (408 amino acids)
Biological process (GO): outer dynein arm assembly
Cellular component (GO): cytoplasm
Source: RefSeq, a predicted model, not a curated record